UUCCCUUCGUCUAGUUUCCAGAAAAUAUGGAAAUGGGUUUGAGGAAGCCUCAGAUGAGCCUGAAACAAUGAUAGGCAGAUUGUGAAGCUCAUUGACAUCAAUAGGUGAUAACCAGGAGGAGCAAUGGCAGCCUGGCUGGGUCGGCUGUCUUUUGGAGAGGCCUGGUACGGCAUGUACUCCCGCCUGCUGAGGACCAAACCUGUUGGAUCCAUGGCCCAUGGCUCCGAUGACCUCACGGAGUUAGCAGAGGGGUCCGCCGUGGGACUGGCAAAGGUCCUGACUACUGUGGACCUGGUGUCGCUUGGUGUGGGGAGCUGUGUGGGAACCGGGAUGUAUGUGGUGGCCGGGCUGGUUGCCAAGGCCAUGGCUGGACCGGGAGUCAUCCUCUCCUUUAUCAUUGCAGCAGUGGCCUCAAUACUGUCAGGGGUUUGCUACGCAGAGUUUGGGGUCCGGGUCCCCAAAACGACGGGUUCAGCAUACACUUACAGCUAUGUGACAGUUGGGGAGUUUGUGGCAUUUUUCAUCGGCUGGAACUUGAUCUUGGAGUACCUGAUUGGUACGGCGGCAGGGGCGUCGGCCCUCAGCAGCAUGUUCGACUCUCUGGCUAAUCACAGCAUCAGUAACUACAUGAUUACACAUCUGGGCAUAAUCAGAGGACUUGGUAAGGGUGAAGACACGUAUCCUGACCUGCUGGCCCUGUUCAUUGCCCUGCUGGUCACAGUGAUUGUUGCUCUGGGAGUGAGGAACUCUGUGGGAUUCAACAAUGUCCUAAAUGUUAUCAACCUGGUGGUCUGGGUCUUCAUGAUCAUCGCCGGGCUCUUCUUCCUGUCAGCUAGCAACUGGGAGGGAGGCAGGUUCAUGCCGUAUGGCUGGUCAGGGGUGAUGCAAGGCGCAGCUACAUGUUUCUAUGCCUUUAUUGGUUUUGACAUCAUCGCAACGACUGGAGAGGAGGCAAAGAAUGCCAACACAUCCAUCCCCUACGCCAUCACCGUCUCACUGGUCACAUGCCUCACCGCCUAUGUGUCGGUGAGUGUGAUCCUUACUCUCAUGGUCCCCUACAACCUGAUCGAUGGCUCUGCUCCACUCAUGGAAAUGUUUGCUGUGCAUGGUUUCAUGUGGGGAAAGUACAUUGUAGCUGUUGGCUCUAUAGCUGGACUCACCGUCUCACUGCUGGGCUCCUUGUUCCCAAUGCCCAGGGUCAUCUAUGCCAUGGCCCGGGAUGGACUCUUGUUCAGGUUCCUGACACAUGUCUCAGCACUCACACACACUCCUGCUAUGGCAUGUGCUCUGUCAGGAAGCUUUGCAGCCAUUCUGGCUCUCCUGGUGAGCCUCCGGGACCUGAUUGAGAUGAUGUCCAUUGGAACUCUGCUGGCUUACACCCUAGUUAGUGUGUGCGUGCUAUUACUUCGCUACCAGCCUGAUAAAGAGACUGACACACACCAGUUUAUUUCAGAGGAAGACGUGGAGAACAUCAAGCAUCGGGAUGUUGGAGAUGCCCCUACCAAAGAUGACCAAAUCAUGAUGGAAGGCUUAGAUCAUGAUGGGCCCUCAUCCUACCAUGCUGGUGGAACUGAAGGGGAGGUAGAUGACUCUAAUUUCCACACCGGACCUCCCUCGCUAAUGAAAAGACUUCUAGUAGGUCAUUAUUACACCAUUCGACUCCGACUGGGAAUACCUGAUUCAUCAGCACGUCCAACCCCUGCUUCUGGUCGGAUAGUUACUAGAUGCACCCUUUCCCUCUUCUUUAUAUCUUUCCUCUUUUGGUCCACUAUCAUAUUUGGUGUAGAGCAAGGCUCAGGAGCUGGAGCAGUGUUUUCGGGCCUGAUGGCAACACUGAUUUUGGGAUCAAUGGCCAAACUUUUGAUUCUUAUCAUUCAACAGCCAGAGAGCAAACUGAGGCUGCCCUACAUGGCUCCAUGUGUUCCCUUUGUCCCUGCAGCGGCCAUAUUGGUUAACAGUUACCUCAUGCUUAAACUGUCUCCUCUCACCUGGGCAAGGUUCACUAUCUGGUGUCUGAUAGGUCUGUUGAUCUAUGGCUGUUAUGGAAUUUGGCACAGCACUUUGGAGCUAGAGGCCCGCGAGCAGCAGGCCCACGCCAGCUGCUACCAGCGCUACAACGACAACUUGGAUGACACCUUCUCUCCUGACGACGAUGUUUACCCCCAGGAACAGGACAACAGGCCUUACCAAGGCUGGUCUGCCCCGGAGGAGAGUCAACACCGACACCAGAACCAAGGAGAGGAGGAACCACAUCAAAGCCAGUUUGAGGAUGAGAGUGACCAGUACGGGUACCAGUCUGGAGCAGGAGUCCAUCAGACUGGUCACAGCAGCAGGUCAAAGGGACGGACCAAUUUUGGGUUUGAUGAUGAGGAUGACUGAAUUCAGGGGGAAUACAAGAUUUUAAAAUCCAGGGACUGCAGAGGAAACAGAUAAAAACUCAGAAGGACUAUUCUGUUAUCUUUAAGCAAUUUAAACAUCUCUUGGUUUUCCUUGAUGGAUAAGACAGUCUUUGAAUAUGAGUUAAUGGCUUUUUUCGGA
Molecule: messenger RNA, 2538 nt
Organism: Cyprinodon tularosa
Lineage: Eukaryota; Metazoa; Chordata; Actinopteri; Cyprinodontiformes; Cyprinodontidae
Gene: slc7a14b
Product: solute carrier family 7 member 14b
Exons: 7
Coding region: 124-2379 (751 amino acids)
Biological process (GO): transmembrane transport; amino acid transport
Cellular component (GO): plasma membrane
Molecular function (GO): amino acid transmembrane transporter activity
Source: RefSeq, a predicted model, not a curated record